UCCGCCGCUGGUCGCUGUCCGGGAGCGGGCACCGGAGCCGCCCCGCCAAGCCAUGGCCGCACCUCGGCAGGCACCGGUGACAUUUGAGGACGUGGCAGUGCGGUUUUCGGCAGAGGAGUGGGAGCUGAUGGAGGAAUGGCAGCGGGACCUGCACCGCGAGGUGACGGAGGGGACAUCCUGGCUGCUGGCAUCCCUCGGGCCCCCCAGCAGCCCGGCCCUCGCUGCCCUGGUGCGGCUGGUGAAGCAGAUCCCAGAGUUUCUCUUCAGUGGCCCCAAGGCUGAUGCGGAUCCGGGUGCCACCGCCAGCGGGGAUACGGCAGUGGGCCCCGAGCGGACAGGCGCCAGCGUUACAGUGGAGAUGCCGGCUGAGAGCUGCCCGCUCCAAAGCCUGGAGAGGUGCCUGGAGGAGCUGGCGGGGAGAGGGUCUGGUCCCCCUGUUCCCCUGGUGAGCAGCCUCUGUGCCCCCACUGAGAGGCAUCAGGAAGAGCCUGGUGGUCACCAGUACUCUGCCUGGGAGGCGCUCACUCAGAGGUGUGGCAUGGCAUGGCACUGUGCCCAUGCUUUGGCAUGGCAUGGUGUUGUACCAUGCAGCAUGGCAUGGCGCUGA
This is a messenger RNA of Strigops habroptila (Kakapo), 607 nucleotides long. RefSeq names its product zinc finger protein 773-like. The record is from RefSeq and is a predicted model, not a curated record. The coding region runs from base 53 to 607 and encodes 184 amino acids. The transcript is spliced from 4 exons. Gene Ontology annotation, biological process: regulation of DNA-templated transcription. NCBI's taxonomy places the organism in Eukaryota, Metazoa, Chordata, Aves, Psittaciformes, Psittacidae.